Erythranthe guttata (spotted monkey flower) is the source of this 1003-nucleotide messenger RNA. RefSeq names its product V-type proton ATPase subunit c''2. NCBI's taxonomy places the organism in Eukaryota, Viridiplantae, Streptophyta, Magnoliopsida, Lamiales, Phrymaceae. Gene Ontology annotation, molecular function: proton-transporting ATPase activity, rotational mechanism. Gene Ontology annotation, cellular component: proton-transporting V-type ATPase, V0 domain. Gene Ontology annotation, biological process: proton transmembrane transport. The record is from RefSeq and is a predicted model, not a curated record.
UUCUACGGAUCUCAUACGCGCGAGAGAGAGAGAGAAAGAAGAGAGAGAGAGAGAGAGAGAGAGAGAGAGAGGAGAGAGAAGUUGUGGAAGGGAAGAAGUUGUUGUACACCACGAUGGCGACGUCAUCGAGUUCAUGGUCUCGAGCUUUAGUUCAGAUCUCACCGUACACCUUCGCCUCCAUCGGAAUCGCACUGUCAAUCGGCGUUUCUGUCCUCGGCGCUGCGUGGGGGAUAUAUAUCACCGGGAGCAGUUUGAUCGGUGCUGCCAUCAAAGCUCCUCGCAUUACUUCCAAAAACCUAAUCAGUGUGAUUUUCUGUGAGGCUGUGGCUAUAUACGGAGUCAUUGUUGCUAUCAUUCUUCAGACAAAGCUCGAGAGUGUGCCGUCUUCCAGGAUUUACGACCCAGAAUCACUCAGAGCAGGCUACGCUAUAUUUGCAUCUGGAAUUAUUGUCGGCUUUGCAAAUCUCGUCUGUGGGCUAUGUGUUGGAAUAAUAGGAAGCAGCUGCGCUUUGUCAGACGCACAAAACUCGACUCUUUUUGUUAAGAUCCUCGUUAUUGAGAUCUUCGGCAGUGCGCUCGGGCUGUUUGGUGUCAUUGUAGGCAUUAUUAUGUCUGCUCAAGCAACUUGGCCAUCCAAGUAAGUGCCUCCACACACACACAAGGUGAAUUCCAUGUUAUUGAUAUCGAGUGCUUGUGAUGCUUUAUUUUCAUCUUUUUUUUUUCUCUUUCUACUCUAGUCGGUUUUUGUAUUCUUUUUAUGUUUAUUUUUGUUGCUGUUAUGCAAUCUGGAUGUGAUGAAAUUUGGUGAGAAAAGGGGAAGGAACCAAAACACCAAUCAUUUAUGAUAUGGGCUCUGUAUGUAUUUUCCGCUUCCGAUUAAUAAAUUUUUUGUCCAUUAAUUUAAGUACCCUUAUACGUCUAUUCCGUCGACAAGGGGUGUUAUAACAUUAUUUUUCGGGUAUAUUACUGUAAGACUAAAUUAAUAAAACUGUCCUUGUUUGUG